UAUCUCCACAGAUUCUCUCGUCAAGCUUGAAUCAAGUUCAUCAGAUUCUCUUCAAAGGAAGAAGGAAUUCGCUCUCUGGUUAAUCAAAUUCACCUAAAAGUGAAUCGAAAACCAGUCGGUAUGUAAUCCAAACUUCGAUAUGUCCAAUCAUUCCGUGAUUCGAUUUUGUUUCAUUUUCUUGUAUGAUUAUGUUUUUAAUUUUUGGAGGUUUUUUCGUUUGUUUUUUUGUCGAUCGUUGCUUCAAGAUUGAUUUCGAGUGUUGUUGGAGUAAGUUGGAUCAAAUUUCAAUAGCUUUGGAAAAAAUUGUUGCUCUGCUAAUGAUCUACUCUGCUUUUGUUUCUUUUUUCUUCUGAAUUUUGUUAUUUCUAGUGCUUUUGAUCUGCAAAACCGAAAGAGAAUUUGUUUUGCUCGUUUGUUUGUUCAUUGCUGAGCUUUGGCUUUCGAAGAUUAAUGGUGAUAUGGAAUUGAUUUACGUUAAUCUUGAGGUUAAUUAUUCGAUAAGGUCAACUAUGGUAGGCAUGCGUUCCAAGAAUUUUUGCACUAGCCUAGAUUUUCUACCUAGUUCUUCACUAUAUGUGAUAUCACAUAAAGAGAGAUCGGAGAUUUUUUCGAUAGAUCAUGGCAAUUGAGCAGUACGUUGAAGAAGCCAGAGUUCGGAACAGAUCACCAGAAGGUGAAGAUUCCAUGGAGAAGUGGCUGAAUUCACCAGAAGCAGUCACGGGCUCGGAUGAUUCGACCAGCUUCAACUGCAAUAUCUGCCUCGACACCGUGCAGGAUCCUGUCGUGACGCUGUGCGGGCACAUAUAUUGCUGGCCCUGCAUUUACAAAUGGCUUCAAUUGCAGUCCAACUCCACUGAGAACCAAGCCCCGAAACAGCCGCAGUGCCCUGUAUGUAAAGCUGAUGUUUCGGAUUCGACGCUUGUACCGCUUUACGGCCGGGGACAGACAAGCAAAGGAUCGAAAAGCAUGGUUUCUCAACUCGGCGUAGCCAUCCCAAAGAGGCCUCUUGGUCCUGAUCUUGGUACACCAAGAACACCUAAUACUGCAAGUAGUCCACAAUUUGCUGCACAUCAAAUACAUCAUUAUCCACCUUCUCUGAUGCGCAGUCCUGGUGGCACUUACUCAUAUCAACCGCAAGUGUACAAUUAUCCAUUUCCGCCCGUGCAUAGUCCCGGCGGCACGACAAUGAACGUAAUGGAUCCACUGGUGCGAAUGCUUGGUGAAACGGUACACACAAGGGUAUUCGGAGACUCGAUUACGAACUUAUACAUGUACCCGAACUCAUACAAUCUUGUGGGAAGCACUAGCCCUAGGAUCAGAAGGCACAUCAUGCGAGCAUACAAGUCACUCGACAGAUUAAGCUUUUUCCUCUUCUGCUGCUUGCUUAUAUGUCUUCUUCUGUUCUGAUCUUAAGCUUCUAGACCGACUAAAUCGAAUUAGUUCGGUUUAUUCGAUUAACAGACUAUUUGCACACCCCUAUGUCUGUAUAUACAAAUUCGGGA
Messenger RNA from Hibiscus syriacus, 1502 nucleotides. Its product is annotated as E3 ubiquitin-protein ligase RMA1H1-like. Gene Ontology annotation, molecular function: ubiquitin protein ligase activity; ubiquitin-like protein conjugating enzyme binding. Gene Ontology annotation, cellular component: endoplasmic reticulum. The transcript has a single exon. The coding region runs from base 619 to 1407 and encodes 262 amino acids. Gene Ontology annotation, biological process: ubiquitin-dependent protein catabolic process. NCBI's taxonomy places the organism in Eukaryota, Viridiplantae, Streptophyta, Magnoliopsida, Malvales, Malvaceae. The record is from RefSeq and is a predicted model, not a curated record.